CAGCACUGCGGGGCAGAAACACUGGUCUCAUCAAUGCAGAGAUCAUCCGGCGUACAGCAAAAGGAGAAGGAAACAUCACAGUUACAUGCACCUUCACUUUCUCUGGAAUAAAGAAGAUCUUCUCUCCAAUCUCUUCAAAACCAAACGUGACUCUUAAACCUCUUCCAGCAUCAGUCCCAUCAGCCUCCACACAGACUACAACACAGUGUUUGAGCUCCAGUACAGGAAGCUACACACCUUCAUCAGCCUCCCCCGAAGGUACCCAGCAGUCUCAAAAGGAACAGACACCAGCUGCAGGUUACACACUGAUGUAUGUGGGUCUGUCUCUGGCCGUCAUGAUUGUCGCGUUAUUGGCAGCUGUGGUGAUAUUUAGCAGGAAGAGGGCCAGUAAACCCAAAGAACCUCCUGUGGAAACUGAGUACGCUAAUGACACAGAGGCCAACCGUGUGUACGAGGACAUCAGAGAGGAGGACAGACGGAGCACAUCUCCUCCUGUAGAAGUAUCUACAGUUUACACUUACAUCAAAUACACCAAACCACAUGGUGUCGAAACCUCAGACGAAUACAGCUUGGCCAACGCAGCCACUUCUCAGAAGCCCAUUGAAGAUGCUUCGAGUAAACUAUUGUACUCUGAGGUAGAUUUUGCAGACGGUCCAGCUGCCUCGCUCCACAGCGCCCCCCGUGGUAAUGCAGAUAACGUUAUCUACUCCGUGCCGCGGGUAGAAGACACUUCACCUCCCCUGUACUCCAUUGUUACUUCACAUCAGCCGUAGCACAGACGCUGUCAACGCCACAUUCUCCAUCAGUGGUCAACAGAGGAACACAGAGGGGUUUGAAUGAGUAACGUUCACACCACAAUCUGUUUCUAUCAUGUCAGACAACUGACGUUAUUUUGAGAACUGUUAUAUUUGUUAACUGUUAGUUUUACAGUGUGAUUUAAAAUGUGACACCUAACAGCAAUGACUGCUGGGGAAAAAAGUUAAUAUAUUUAGGUUUGAGAAGAUGAGAUGUUUCUCUAAGCUGAAAUUUAUAUAUACUGUAUAUACAGUAUAUCUCAAAAUAUAUGUAUAUAUAUUGUUAUUGCAGUUAGACACAGUAUUGUUCUGUAUUUGUUAAACUAUAAUUAGUUUUGUUUCGGGGAUCUAUUUGACAUGAGAACAAUGGCCUGUGAAAAUAUGUACCGUAUUUUGAUAUUUAUGAAGUGACCUCUGAUUUUUUUAAAACAAACUUCACAUAAUUUUAUGUGUUAGACUAAGGUGUUGCCUUCUUAAGAAACAGGAACCAGGCCAGUUUGAUAAAUAUAUUUAAAGCCACAAGAGAGAAGUAUAUGCAGCUCAAUACUAAGAUAUAGAUAAUUAACAGUUCACAUGAAGCAGCAUACAUACUGAAAUGAUGCUCAUGUGACAAACAGGCGAGUAAACGAGUAAAAAGAGUGCUGCAGGAAUGAGCCCCAACACCCAGAAUUGGGUUAGUAACUAAAGGUUACCUCAUCUGAAAGUCAAUUUUUUUUUUUUUUAAAUUAGUUCAGUUCGUGAUAAAAUAAGUCAGUUAAUAUCCCACUCUUGAAUUUUGAAGCUUUUACAUGUCUUAAAAAAGGUGGCUGCUAA
Molecule: messenger RNA, 1607 nt
Organism: Anarrhichthys ocellatus (wolf-eel)
Lineage: Eukaryota; Metazoa; Chordata; Actinopteri; Perciformes; Anarhichadidae
Exons: 6
Source: RefSeq, a predicted model, not a curated record